CCGAGUCCAUGCAGGAUGACCGACGCGACAGGGGACAUUGCCACCUUUUAUUGGAAAUUGAGACAUCAGUUUCUUGGCUGUCGUACGUCGAUGAUUUCUUAAACUCUCCUUUUUCUAUUACUUGGAAGAACAGCCAGAACAGGCAGAAGUGGUGAGAAGAACUAAUGGCAGGAAUACUCUCCCUAAAGAGAAGCCUACUGACCGCCAACUUGAAGCUGCUGAUUAGAGACUCCUCCUCCUAUGCUCACCAUACCGGCAAAGUCAUCACCGCCACUGCCGCCGCCUCCUUCUCCACCGCAUUCGAACGUGCACAGGGUAGCAAUGCAGUGGAAGAGUCUAUGGACAGCUCAGGUGGACCUGCUGUGACUCCAGGUACAUCGAACAACGACCCAACAAGGCAAGGGACGUACGAAGCCAAGCAAGAAGCCCUUGACGUUGAUCAGGAUCGAGCGAGCGGUGUAACGGGUUUCAUGGCCGAGAAGGUAAGAGACGGGGCUGAGAAGGCCAAGGAGAUGACCGAUAGGGUGGGGGAGACGGCCAAGAAGACGAUUGAUGGAGCUCGGAAGGCGGCUGCAGAGACCACUCAGCCGAUCAAGGAGGCUGUCACCAGGGACGAUGAGGACGAGAAGAGAGGGCCGAACCAGAAUGUUGAUUCUUGGGAUUAUAGAAACAUCGUGGAUUUAAGGCAGAGGGCCGGUGGGUACGAUACGGGAGCACCGUAAAUGAAUGUUAGCCGGUCCAAUGUCGUAUCUUGUUAGUUUAGCGUGUUUCAUGUUACUUUGAGCUAGCCAGCCACUUUAGACAUUUGCUUCUCAUGGCACGGAUAAAUAAGUACGAGGAGCUUAAGAAAAUCUUAUGAAAACAAGAAUAUUGCGAUAUCAUCUUCGAGUC
This is a messenger RNA of Punica granatum (pomegranate), 891 nucleotides long. Lineage: Eukaryota; Viridiplantae; Streptophyta; Magnoliopsida; Myrtales; Lythraceae. The record is from RefSeq and is a predicted model, not a curated record.